Messenger RNA from Rubroshorea leprosula, 745 nucleotides. Lineage: Eukaryota; Viridiplantae; Streptophyta; Magnoliopsida; Malvales; Dipterocarpaceae. The record is from the annotation of a GenBank genome assembly.
UCCUCAAAAAUUUUGAAAAAAAAAAAAAAUCAAAACUUUCUCCUCCAGCUGAAAAAAAGUUCACAGAUCGGAAUCCCAACUCUUUUUUCUUCUCUCUAAUUUUCCGAUGCAGGUAGCGAGCCUCCUUCGAUUUUUGGCAAAACCCUAGUUUUGGGUGGUUCUUGGAUUAGGCAAAACCCUAGGUUUUUUUUUUGGUAGGGGAUUUGAUUCUUUAAUGGUUAGGGCAAUAAUCAAUGAUUUAGAUGGAGAACAGGAGAUUCAGGUUCAGAUUAGGGGAUGCUGAUUUUCUGUACAUACCGGUUGGUUGAGCUAGGAGAGGAUCUUGUUUGGUUGUCUGGGAUUUGGGCAUCUUUGAAAGGGGCGAUUUCGGUGAUGUUUUGAUUUUGAUGGUGUUAGGCUCUUGGUUUAGGUUUAGCUGGAUCAGAUUUUGGGCUGGUAUCUAUUUUUGUCAUUUGAUUAUAGUCCCUGUUUUUUUUUUUUUUCUUUGAAUUUGCUUGCUUUAGCUGCUAAUGGAUGAUGGGUGAGCCCGUGCUUAGUCACUUAAAUCUUAAUUGGAACUUGUGGAGUUACAAAGAGGAGCACUAAUUUGAAAGCUUCUGUGGAAAUGGGUUUUUGUGCUUUACUUGGAUGGUGAUGCGUAUUGCUUAGCGGAUUUGAUUUUGUGUUUUUCAGUAUGGUUGUCUGUGAGUAGGGGCAUUUCGUGGCGGGUAGGUUGCUGAAAGCAGCUAGAGUAUAGAGUAUUAAG